AAUAAUUACGAGAACUAUGAUGUUGUAAACUCGCCUAACAAUCAAAUAUUUGAAGCUGACUUGGUAGUGUUGACCAAUUCGUCAGAGUCUGCUGACGGACAGAUAUCUCGACCUAUCAUUGUCCCGACCGUUGGGAAUUUAACUGACUAAUCGAAGAGGAGUUUACUGCACCGUUCAACUGGAUAACCAAUGUAAACACGGCGGGAGAAAGUGGUCCCGAUGAUGAACUGAGUUGGACAGUCAUUAUAUUCCCUUGUUGAGAGAUGUCGUACUCCGAUCGUCUGCAGUAUCUUCGGGAUCAGAACAAACAGCUAUUGCAAAGGUUAAGAGAAGAGCGACUAAGGUUUGCGUCUCCCAGCAGUGAAGGACUUGACUCAGCAGUCAGUGGAACAGCUGCUGACUACCAAAGGAACAGCUACAGGGGCAACAGAUUGCAGGGAGAUCAAUGUUUCAUGAGGAAUUCCAGUGAGAAAUACAAAACUUGUGAGCUGCUUGAGCAAGAAAUGAAGAAUGAUGCCUUACAACAACCCAGUGAGGUGGUUAUAUCUGAAUCCCUACAGAAAAGGGGAGACUCUCGAGCGGCACUUUGUACUCCCUCAUUGCACAGAGCUAAGAAGCAAGGUUGGACCCUUGGCGCAGGGGAUGGAGCAAACAUAAGGCUGGCUGACAUGCUGCCUCUCAGUAGGGCCAAAACAAUUUCCAGUGUAGAGAAAAACUGUUCCACGUUAGCGGUUCCAUCACCUGAAGAAAGCUUUAUCUCUGCAGAAACACUGGGCCAGAAAUGGGAUACGCAAAAGUUGGAUCCCCAGAGUUGUAAUGCGUCUGAAUGUUUCCAAAGCUCAGCUCCUUUUACCAAGCCUCCUCCUGACCCAACAUUAACAGAUCACGCAGAGUGCCCUGCUCCAGUACCAAGUACAGGGGGAACUGGCUGCAGGCAAAGCACUUCUCAGCACUGUUCCCUGUUGCUUCAGUCCCUCAGUGAGAAUCCAAAGCCAAGGUCCAAACUGGAUCCACCAUUAUAUGUGGAUCAGCUGUUGGAUGUGGGCAAUGAUCGUCAUAGCAAGCAUUUCAUCAGAAACGCUCAGAAACCAAAAUCAAUCCUCUUGGAACCACAUAACAAAAUUGUGAAGAAGGAUGUGGGCCAUGUGACAUUCCAGUCCCCAGAGGAGGAAUCCAGCUUAAGUACCGAGGUUCGGUCUGUCCAGCCUCUCCUGGGCUAUGAUUGGAUAGCAGGUCUGAUAGAUGUGGACUCACCACUCUCCGAACAAUCUGAGGAGUACUUUUUGGAACUGCAGAAUUUCCGAAGGGUGAACAAAGAAGAAUGUGUCCAUCAGGACUGCACAGAGUAUGUUUGUGCAGGAGCUUUCCAUAAGACAGCAGAUACUGAGAUUGGAUGGGGGAGUACAUGGGAAAAGGAGCUAAAUGAUAAGAUCACUGAUCAAGAAGAACACAUCCCCAACAGCCAAAUUCAUCAGUGCACACAUUCUUACCGUGUUAAUAGUCGCUUGUUUGCCGUCCCACUGGAACCAGCAGCAGCAUGCCCUGUUUGCAAAACUCCCAAGUCAAAGCGUCCACACACCUUGGAAGAGCCUGCGUAUAUCAGGGUCAGUAUCCCCAGAUCAACUUUACUCCCUCCACAUAAGUAUAAGCCACACCGUCGGAAGAGCUUCAAUCCUACUGACAGCUUGUCAUUGCCUUCGCAUUGUCUUUUGGGCUGGGAAAAUUCCAUGCCUUCUGCAGCUCCUGUUGCAGGCACCUUAGACUUGCGCAGCGCACUGGAACACAAAAGACCUUCGGUGCUAUUGACUCCUAAUUGCUCCAAUAUGGGUGCAGCUGCAGUGUCUCGAGUGGCUGGAAGCACCAGAUCAGAUGAGUUACUGGAUUUAUCACGUUCAACUCAAUACCAGUUUCAGAAACUAGAGCAGAGCCUGAAAUUGAGGUGAAACAGGCCUCAUUCACCCUUCUUUAGGUGCGUGUGUACCCAGUAGCAAGAAUUCAUUGAUUCACAGGUACAGUUCCCCAUCACGAUACUAGGACGUAUCUUAUCUCUGAACCUGAGCUUUUCACUCCAGCUGUGCAAGUUUCACUCAAUUGGCUGUUGUGAAGUGCCGAAUUAUCAGAAAUGUAGAAUGUCUGCUGAGGAGAAUCCUAGGAAAUUGUCUACCAUUUCUGAUUUUGGAAUGUCUUUCUUGGAGGGUAAAGUACAGCCUAUUUGGACGAGAGACAGCAUGUAUACCUGCACAUACCACAUACACCUGUAUGAUGGGUUGGCUGUCUUGUGCACUCAUCUAAGUGCUCAUUCAUUUUGGCAUGGAUACGUGCCUAAGUAUCAGACAAUUUAUGAAUAUCCCAAUCGUUGCCUUGACUUGUGGGUGCUUCUCCCACAGUGGAGUUUGCAUAUGCCAUCGAUAGAUGUUAAUUCUUUCUGUGUUGCAAAUAUUUGCCAUGUGUGGCAAAUGUGUCACAAAAUGGAAUUGAUAGCAAAGGAGAUUUUGCUCUUAUUUUAAUAUUUUUAUGCUUUUAAUAUGGAUUUAAUGUUUGUUUUUGUUCAUGGAAAAAUCACAAAUCUAAUUAUUUGAAUUCAAUAAUUCAAUAGGAUUAUGGUGUGGAAAUGUGGCUGGGAAUCCCACUCAAACAUAUUAAUCUGAUUUGGUUGUUGAGGGAAGCACAAGACUGAGUUACAGCUAUUCCAACAAUGUAUCAUUGUCAAUUCAUAAAUUUUAGUUUCACUUAUAUUUUAUGUAUCCUUUGAAGUAUUCUGAAAAUUAUGCUCCCGUGGCUCUCAUUGAACUUGUAGUGAAGUUACAAAUAUAAUGGGAUAAGGAUAAAUAUUGGCCAGGACGUUAGGGAGAAUUCUUCUUUUCCAAUAGUUAAGAUGUCUUUUAUGUCUGAGAUAGGUAGAGACUUAAUUUAACAUUCAAAGAAAAUUGGCAUGAUUUAAAAACUCUCUCAGUUUUGUAAAUGAAAUAAUUAUUUGCACUUGAAGUGAAUGAUGAAUUUGUAACCGUUGUAAAUUCUGAGAGUUUAUUUUGAUCACUUGUAGAAAUUUAACUGGUGUGUAUCUAUCAUUACCUGUAUGCCUUGUGGAGGAAUCAAGAUUCUUAAACUGAGCUGCUAAGAGUUCACAAAAAGCAGUUGUUUCUGCUAAGUCUGUUUUUCUACAGGCACUAAAAAGAGACUCAUUUUGCAAUGUGUGUUCUAUUCUGAAUGACUAAAGAACAGACCAAUGUCAUAUAACUGAUAACACCUUAUAAAGCCACUGGAUGAAUUAUUACAAGUAUCUAGAACAGUAAUAAACUAAUUAAAUAACAAAAAAAGGGUUUCAUUUUUUGUUCAACAAUUUGAAACAUCUUUGCAUGAUUUAUAAGGUUUCCUGAAAACCUGAAAAUUUGGGAAUGGUCCACCAAUAAUCGUGUAUCAGCAGAACUAAAUGUGUUGAAAUGUACAGGUAUAUUGAAUGCAAUAGUGUGAAAACUGGGCCAAAGUUUGGAAUAUAAGUGGCCACCACAGAGUUUCUGAUGCAUGUUUAUUUUGUGUGGUAGUGUUUUUUGCAAAUAAACUUAAUAUUUAAAUUCAGCUGAAUUGCAUAAGUCUACCCACAUCAGGGGUUCCCAAACUUUUUUAUGCCAUUGACCAAUAUCAUUAAGCAAGAGGUCCAUUGACUCCAGGUUGGAAACCCUGCUCUGAACAGA
Molecule: messenger RNA, 3692 nt
Organism: Mobula hypostoma (lesser devil ray)
Lineage: Eukaryota; Metazoa; Chordata; Chondrichthyes; Myliobatiformes; Myliobatidae
Gene: miip
Product: migration and invasion inhibitory protein
Exons: 10
Coding region: 264-1943 (559 amino acids)
Biological process (GO): negative regulation of G2/M transition of mitotic cell cycle; negative regulation of cell migration
Source: RefSeq, a predicted model, not a curated record